Molecule: messenger RNA, 1539 nt
Organism: Vigna unguiculata (cowpea)
Lineage: Eukaryota; Viridiplantae; Streptophyta; Magnoliopsida; Fabales; Fabaceae
Gene: AGT
Product: alanine:glyoxylate aminotransferase
Cellular component (GO): peroxisome
Molecular function (GO): L-serine:pyruvate transaminase activity; L-alanine:glyoxylate transaminase activity
Source: RefSeq, a predicted model, not a curated record
UCUUCAUCAUAAAAAAAAUAAUUUUCCCAUUUAUACUUUUAUAUAAUAACCUUCUAACAACACCAGACACAGCUCUUACUUGCUUCUGCCACAUUCCACAAAAACUCUGUAAAGCUCCUCCUUCUUCCCACAGGACUCUUUGUGGGAAAAUCCAAAAGAAGUGGUUGAAAUUUGAAGCAAGAGAAGAUGGACUAUUUCAAUGCACCAGGAAGGAACCACCUCUUUGUUCCAGGGCCAGUUAACAUCCCUGACCAGAUCAUUAGGGCCAUGAACAGAAACAAUGAGGACUACCGUUCUCCAGCUAUUCCAGCUCUCACAAAAACUCUGCUUGAAGAUGUCAAGAAGAUUUUCAAGACCACUACUGGAACCCCAUUUCUCAUCCCUACAACUGGUACUGGUGCUUGGGAGAGUGCUCUCACAAACACACUGUCUCCUGGGGAUAGAAUUGUAUCAUUUCUGAUUGGCCAAUUCAGCUUGCUUUGGAUUGAUCAGCAGCAACGUCUGAAUUUCAAUGUUGAUGUUGUGGAAAGUGAAUGGGGCCAGGGUGCUAAGCUUGAUGUUCUGGAAACAAAGAUUGCUUCAGACACUGCACACACUAUAAAAGCAAUUUGCAUUGUUCACAAUGAGACAGCAACUGGGGUCACCAACAACUUGGCCAAAGUGAGACAAAUUCUCGAUUCCUACAGGCAUCCAGCACUGUUAAUUGUUGAUGGAGUGUCUUCAAUUUGUGCUCUUGAUUUUCGCAUGGAUGAAUGGGGAGUAGAUGUGGCCAUAACUGGCUCUCAGAAGGCCCUUUCCCUUCCCACUGGGAUAGGUAUUGUGGUUGCAGGACCUAGAGCUAUUGAAGCCUCAAAAACUGCUAAAUCACUCAGAGUUUUCUUUGACUGGAAAGACUACCUGAAAUUCUACCAGUUAGGAACCUAUUGGCCAUACACUCCUUCCAUACAUCUGCUGUAUGGUCUCAGAGCUGCUCUUGAUCUGGUUUUUGAAGAAGGACUUGAAAAUGUGAUUGCAAGGCACAACCGUUUAGGCACAGCAACCAGACUUGCUGUAGAGGCAUGGGGUUUGAAGAAUUGCACCCAAAAGGAAGAGUGGCACAGUGACACAGUGACUGCUGUUGUUGUCCCUUCUUACAUUGAUAGUGCUGAAAUAGUUAGAAGGGCAUGGAAGAGAUACAAUUUGAGCUUAGGUCUUGGACUCAACAAAGUUGCUGGCAAGGUUUUCAGAAUUGGACAUCUUGGCUACUUGAAUGAGUUGCAACUGUUGGGAUGUCUAGCUGGUGUGGAGAUGAUACUGCAAGAUGUGGGUUACCCUGUAAAGCUUGGAAGUGGAGUUGCUGCUGCCAGUGCAUACUUUAAGAACACUAUUCCUCUCAUUCCUUCAAGGAUUUGAGUCACAACCUAUUUAUUCUCUUCACUUCCUUUUCUGCUCUUUCAAAAAUUCUGUAAAAUAUAUAUAUUAUCCUCUUUUACACUCCUUUCAACAUCAACAUACUCUCUACUUUCAACUUUAAUGCAUUGUUUCUUUCAUUCUCUUGUA